Molecule: messenger RNA, 298 nt
Organism: Babjeviella inositovora NRRL Y-12698
Lineage: Eukaryota; Fungi; Ascomycota; Pichiomycetes; Serinales
Exons: 1
Coding region: 81-251 (56 amino acids)
Source: RefSeq, a predicted model, not a curated record
GAGCCAGACGUCUCACAGACCAUCACUCAGGUUCAAACUGAUCCUUUGACUAGGGAUUUGCACUAGUCGUCGAUUUGUUAAUGUGCAUGAAUAAAGGAGUUAUGUGGGGGGGGGUGUUCCAUCCUGUAGCCCUUUGUCUCUAUUCAUCUACUUAUAUUCGGUUUUACUUUUUAAAAUUCCAAAAUAAAAGUUAUUUAACGGUUUUCUUGCAUUGUAAUAUGAUUAGCUAUCCAGGCCCAGUUGUCCGGUAAAGAUUCUUCGAGAUGCAGGGGUCCAACUUCGUGCCGUAUCGGGGGGG